Messenger RNA from Phycodurus eques (leafy seadragon), 2677 nucleotides. Its product is annotated as kinesin-like protein KIF3B. NCBI's taxonomy places the organism in Eukaryota, Metazoa, Chordata, Actinopteri, Syngnathiformes, Syngnathidae. Gene Ontology annotation, biological process: microtubule-based movement. Gene Ontology annotation, molecular function: microtubule motor activity; microtubule binding; ATP binding. The coding region runs from base 123 to 2402 and encodes 759 amino acids. The transcript has 9 exons. The record is from RefSeq and is a predicted model, not a curated record.
UGUUGACACCGUUCCAGCCGCGAUGCGGAGCCCGCGGCGCGGCUAUCACACCUCGAGUUCACCGUGACGCGGCCGGAAGAAUGGAAGCGUGAAAAGAGAGGGAGAAGGCGAGGUCGUCAACCAUGUCCACGAGCAACAAGGGGAAGACGGCGUGCGAGUCGGUCCGGGUGGUGGUCCGCUGCCGGCCGCCCAACAACAAGGAGGCGACGGCCGAGAAGGGGAGCUCCAUCCUGGAAGUGGACCCCGAGCUGGGCCGCAUCUGCGUGCGGAACCCGAGCGCUCCGGCCGGCGAGCUCGCGAAGGAGUUCGUCUUCCACUCGGUGUUCGGCUGGGGGUCCACCCAGGGCGAGGUGUACGACGACGCCGUCGGGCCCCUGGUAGACUCGGUUCUGCUGGGCUUCAACGGGACGGUUUUCGCCUACGGCCAGACCGGCACGGGCAAGACGUGGACCAUGAGGGGGGUGCCGGGCGACCCGGAGAGGCGGGGGGUCAUCCCCAACGCCUUCCAUCACAUCUUCGCCCACAUCUCCCGCAGCCGGGGCCACAAGUACCUGGUCCGCUCCUCUUACUUGGAGAUCUACCAGGAGGAGAUCCGGGACCUGCUGUUGGAGAACGGCAGAAAGCUGGAGCUGAAGGAGAGCCCCGAGGAGGGCGUCUACGUGAAGGACCUGUCCUGGGUGGUCACCAAGGACCCGGCCGAGAUGCACCACCUGCUCACCCUGGGCGACCGAUCCCGCUCGGUGGGCUCCACCGACGCCAACCGCCACAGCUCCCGCUCGCACGCCAUCUUCGCCGUCACGGUGGAAUGCGGGUCCGAGUCCGAGGACCAGGUCCGGGUGGGGCGCCUCAACAUGGUGGACCUGGCCGGGAGCGAGCGGCAGAGCCGCACGGGCGCCCGGGGCGAGCGGCUGCGGGAAGCGGCCAAGAUCAACCUGUCGCUUUCCGCCUUGGGGAACGUCAUCUCGGCGUUGGCGGACGGCAAGGGCGGCCACGUGCCCUACAGGGACUCCAAACUCACCCGCCUCCUGCGAGACUCGCUGGGCGGCAACGCCAAGACGGUCAUGAUCGCCACGGUGGGGCCCUCGGAGCGAGACCGCCACGAGUCCCUGGCCACCCUGAGGUACGCCGGCCGGGCCAAGAACAUCAAGAACAAGCCCCGCGUCAACGAGGACCCCGAGGCCGCCCUCCUCAGGGAGUUCCAGAGGGAGAUCGCCAGACUCAAGGCCCUCCUGGAGGAGCGAGGCGCCUUGGCCAGCGAGCGGCGGCAGAGGCGAAGGGACAGCAAGAGACUCAGCAGGGACCUCGCGCAACUUUGGAAGGAGGGCGAGGAGGAGGAGGAGGAGGAGGAGGAGGAGGAGAAGGAGGAGGAGGAAGAGGGAGAAGCCAGCGGCGGGCCCCAAAUCAGGAGGCGCCACUCCAACGGGAAAACCGACCACAGCCAGUGGGAUCGGGAGGCCGUGGAGAAGAUCAUUGAGAAGUACAAGGCCAUGGAGAGCAAAUUGUUGGAGGGCGGCAAGACCAUCACGGAUCACACCAAUGAGCAGCAGAAGUUGCUGGAGCAGAAGAGGCGCGAGAUCGCCGAGCAGAUUCGCCGGGAGAGGGAGAUGCAGCGGCAGAUAACGCUGCAGGACGAGGAGACCCUGGAGAUGAGGGAAACCUUCUCCUCGCUGCAGCAGGAAGUAGAGAUGAAGACCAAGAAGCUGAGGAAGUUGUACACUAAACUGCAGCUGGUAUGGGCUGAGAUGCACGACGUGAUCGACGAGCACGUCGCAACCAGACAGGAGCUGGAACAGACGCAGAACCAACUCACGCGAGAGCUCAAGUACAAAUCCCUCUUGAUGGAGAAUUUCGUCCCUCCCGCCGAAAAGAAAAAGAUCAUAAACAGACUUCACUUUGACGCCGAGGAAGAUCAGUGGAGGCUGCUGUCGGCCAUUCCGUCCGAAAGUGCGUUUAAUUGCCCCCAUUUGGCUGCCAGCACGCCCACACGGGUGAAGAGAAGACCUCUCUCCGCCGUGGGAUACAAACGUCCAAUCAGCCAGUAUGCGCAAUCUGCUGUCGCCACGGCAACCGGGGCCCCGUCAAGAUAUCAGGCGGAGAACAUCAUGCUACUGCAGCUGGACGUGUCGCCGCCCGCCAUGUUCAGCCUCAACCUUCACGGGGCUCGUCUGGAGAGGGCCUUCUCCCCCGACGUGAUGCCGGACGGCGCCGGGCGGGACGGUACCCGCUCGUCCCAGCGGCUCAGGAAAUCAAGAUCCUGGUAUCAAGCUCCACGAGCGGCGUGUGUUUCGGCAUCCGUGUCUUCCGCCGCCCUGACGCCACUAUCGCAGAGUCCGUGCCACAGACCCAGGCCCUGCUCGGCCGCGUAUCUCACGCCCGCGGCCUCGCUUCGGACCAGCCCCUGAUCCCGUGUCGCCAUACUUGCUUACCAUGUGACAACAACAGCACCAGUAAGCGUGAGGGCCGACUUGCCGAAACUGCUGCGUUAUAACAAAGUUCUCUUGAUGUAAGCGGAUGUUAGCAAAAAGCACAGCCGAAGCUUCCGUGUUUUAGCAUUCAAAUUGCAUUUAUUUUGGAGUAUUGGUGACGUGAGUCGCUUGCUGCUGUAACUGUGAGGUUAAAUCUGCUUUGUAUGAAGAAAGGAGCUGCACUGGCUAUUUAGCGGACUUAUUUUUUUUUU